GUCAUCGUUUGGACACUGUAAAGAUAAUCAAAUAUGUUCACGCAGAGUCUGGACUGGAUUGCAUCUUACAAUGCGUGCUUCAAGAGAUAUUAUGCAGAUCUGCUAACUUCAGGAAUACACUAACUUCUGAAGCAGACGAAAAUUGCGAGUUACUCAAAACUGUUGAUUCAGAAGAACCGGCAGGGAGUUUAAAGAAAGAUGAAAAUUUUGAUUACUACAAACUACUUCAACCCGAAAAAGUAAGUACUGUCAGAAUAUUUUUAUAUACAGAGUGCAUGAAUAAAAAAAACUGGAUCAAUUUCCAAACAAUCUUGCAAAAUAAAAUUCAUGCAAUUAAUGUUUAAUUUUUUGUUUGUUUGGGUUUUCCAAAUACAAGAAUAGUUGUUUGCAUUUUUGAACUAUAUGGCGUAGGCUGAGCGAGUGUAUAUGACGCCAUUUUGCAUGUGUACAAGAUUUAUUUCCACAUUGAGCAUUUUUGCAACAUUAAAUUAUGCUAAAAUAUUGUUUAAAUUGUUUAAUUAUAUAUUUUUCUAGAAACCUGAAGAUGCUGUUUCCUCAAGCGCCUCUCCUCAGAUAGCAGAAGAAAUAUCAACAGGUAGGUCUAAGAAAACAUUAAAACGUUUGAAUCCAGGUUCAUUUAUUUCUUGUUUGUUUUAUUUGUUCUUCUAGAUUUUACAAAAUUAAAUUAAAUAAGUUUUGUCUAACGUUUCGUUUCGGUUACACGAAAACCAGUUUCAGAGACUUGAACGUUUUUUUCAUUUUAUCCUUUGAUGCUUAUAUCUUGCGUCAGCUGCGCACGAUUGCGUGACUGUCUUCCGGUGCGUUCACAUUCUGUGGUCGCUUCAUGUCUUUGAAAACGGUUUCGUGUGGGAAACCGAAACGUCUUAUAAAUUACAUCCUGGAAUAUUAUAAAACUAUAUGUGCCCGAAAUGGAACUCUGCGGGCAUAUACGAAGUCUUUUACAUAUCCGAUAUCCUGCUGCUAUCAGAAACUAAUUAACAAAUAUAAAACAUUUUCCGUGUUGAUAUACAAUUAUAUCAACACGAGUGGAAAUUGGGAAAACGAAAAAUUGUGCGGAAACACGAUGCCCGAAGCCCCAGAGAAGAGAUAUAUAGAGAGGAAACACACACCUCGAUAACCUGAAUUUUUGUGUCACGCGCUACGCAAAAUCUUCCAGCCAGUGCUGUCGCUGAAAUUUCAUAGCAAAAGAUAGGGAAAACGCCGUUCGAAAGGUGAAAAAAUCGCUUUAUUUUUUAAAUAUGAGAUACCCAUUGAAGUUUUGUUCAAUAAAUUACUGUAGAAUAACGGUAAGCGAUCACCUUUAUUGAUUUCGUUUUAUUAAAAGUGUUAACAUAACAUUUUAUUUCCCAAAAGUUUGUUUUUUUCUCUAUCUACUCCUUAUUAAAAUCGUGAAAAGCACUGGCUGGGAGUUUCAGAUGCUCAUAUAUAAAAAAACAAAGCAGCAAAUUAUAUAAAUUCCUCAAAAUAUAACUCUUGCAUAAAAAAACAUGAAUACUUCUAUAAUACGUAUAGUUUUUUCCUCUGCAUUGUCAAAAUUUAAUAAAAUAGUGAAUUAAUAUAAUUUUCUAUAGUUAAUAGACUGAAUAUAUCGGCGUGACACAAUUUGCCGCGUGUUUCCUCUCUGUACUAUCUCUUCUCUGUGCCGAAGCUCGGAGUGUUUUCACACCAUUUCGAGUUUUCCCAAUUUCCAUGAGCGUUGAUAUAACUGUAUAUCAAUACGGAAAAUUUUUUUUUAAUUUGUUUUGUAAUAUAUAGCACAAAGAAAUAUAAAAAUGGACUUUUCCGACGUUUCCGUGUUGAGACUGAGUUAUAUCAACACGGCUCUUACCUAAUCAGCGUUCAAAAUUUACAAAUGCUAUAUUAUAAUAUAGUUUGUUAAUAUAUAUAGCCUAUUUGUUAGUCUGUCCAAUUGAACGUCUGUUGUUUGCUUGAUUGUAAAACUUGUUGGGCCCGCAUGAGUAAUUGGCAAUAAGCUGUUGCGGCGGACCGGCCACACUACUGUACAGUUAACUUUAACUAUGCAAUCAUGUCCUUUCCUAUAUGUACAACUGGCUACGGAUUGGAAAAGCGUGGUAUAACGUUUUAGUUAAAUCCUCUUGAACACCUAUAGUAUAAACAGCGUUGAUGGUAAGGCAGAGCGCAAGAUGCAUAAUGAAUGUGAUUUUAAGCUGGUUCAAUUAAAAUAAAUAGAAACCACAUGAUAUAUAAGGAUACCGGGCAUAAAGUGUACCGAAUACUAAAAGCCAGUGCUUGGUAUAGCUUGUUUCGCCUAUAUCCAGCAUUUACCUAUACUCCAUGGUUUUACCGAGGACAGGCAACCAUAAAAGACCAAUGAAAUAAAGUUUUCCUUAAGAAAAAAAUGUUGACCACUCUGUACAUUGUGAAUUUUAGGCGAUGUACCACUCGCGAUUUGAAUGGCUGCUAUAUAUAUUGAGGUGCACAAUGCAUUGCGUAUAAAUAUAAUCGUAUUGGAGUUGGUCAAAUGUUUGCAAUUAACUUGCUUAAUGUGAUCUUUUUCAUAGCUAAUUCGGCUACACCAAAAGUGACAGAUGGUCCGACAACUCAACCAACAAGUAAGUUCACAAUUAAAAAAAUGUAAAUUAAAACUUUUUUUAUGAUUAGGCCAUCGAUGAUUAGAUCAUCGAUGAUUAGAUCAACACGCAAGUUUAAACCUAUAGCUGCUUCAAAAAAUCUGUUUUCUGCAAAGCCAUUUUUAAGAAUUCGUUCGUGGAGGGAGGCAUCUACAAAAAUGACCAUGCAUACUGUAUUUUUCGCCAAUUCCGUUUGCUUUAAUUAAUCUUCAUUAUUUUUUCAUUAACCCCUCUCCAUUCAUAUUUCGUUGAGAAAUAUUAGCGCAAUGUGUCUACAUUGGGACCUCGAUAUUACUUGCAGGUUAUUAAAUGUUGGUAUGAAGUUACAAUACAUUUAUAAUAGGUGUAGUACCUUGCAAAUCAGGUGAAGUGGCAUUUGGAAUGGACAAUGGAAGGAUUCAGGACUCCCAGAUAACUGCUUCAACUGUUCAUAAUCCAGGUUUAUCACCACAACAAGGAAGGUUGAAUAGCGCAUCAUCCUGGUCUGCAGGUCUAUAUGAUCAGAACCAAUGGAUUCAAGUUGAUCUUGGCCGAGAAGAAGUUGUCACAGCGAUUGCCACGCAAGGUCGGGCUAAUUACCCCCAAUGGGUGAAGACUUAUUCAGUGUGUUAUGGUUCCAAUGGAAAUGCGUUCGAGCCUUACAAAAUUGAUGAUGCUGUUAAAGUUAGAAAAAAUAAUUAUAAUUGUUGA
Paramuricea clavata is the source of this 3302-nucleotide messenger RNA. The record is from the annotation of a GenBank genome assembly. Lineage: Eukaryota; Metazoa; Cnidaria; Anthozoa; Malacalcyonacea; Plexauridae.